Emiliania huxleyi CCMP1516 is the source of this 1908-nucleotide messenger RNA. RefSeq lists its product as hypothetical. The record is from RefSeq and is a predicted model, not a curated record. Gene Ontology annotation, molecular function: phosphatidylinositol binding. Bases 38 to 1702 code for a protein of 554 amino acids. Lineage: Eukaryota; Haptophyta; Isochrysidales; Noelaerhabdaceae. The transcript has 4 exons.
CACCGGUGGGUCCUUCCUGCUCGUCCAGCGUCAGCGAAUGGCGAGCUCGCUCGGCUCCCUCCCUGCCUGUCUGCCCAGGAGUCCCACGCCGGAGCCGCCACGGGGACCCUCGAGCUCCUCCGCGCCGCUCCGCGUCACGGUCGGCAAGUGGCGGCGCGAGGGCGGCGUCGUGGCGUACGAGGUGAGCGUGGCAGUCGGCGAGGAGCAGUGGACGGUUUGGAAGCGAUUCUCCGACUUCCGUUCGCUGCACAGCCUCUGCGCGCACACGCUGCGCCUCCCGCCGUUUGCGCUCCCGCGGCUGCUGCUCCACACCAAGUCGCGGCGAAAGCGCCGCUCCUUCAUGCUGCAGGGCUACCUGCAGGACACGCUGGGCCGCGCAGUGGACACAGCCUGCUCGGCGGGCGGCAGCGGGCUGCCGCUGCUUCUGGCGGGCUUCCUGGGGCUGGGCCCCAGCGCUGCGGCCGUCGUGACGCUCGACGGCCCCACACCGGCGCCGCCGCCUCUGUCGCUCGCCUCGACCGCCUCGGCCGCUGCCUCAGCCUCCUUGCCGCUGGCUCGCGCGCUGCCGGCGCCGGCGGCGCCGUUCCCUCCCGCGGCGGCGUGGUGGCACGGCCUCGGCUCGUGGGUGCUCAAGAAGCUGACGGGCGGCGUCGCCACCAUCGGCCCGAGCGGAGAGAUGCUGGUCGAGCGUGUCUCGCUCGACGCGCCGCUCCUGGAGUGGGCGGUGCAGCGGAUGCUGUGCGGCGUGCCGCUGCCGAUGCGGAUCCUGUCGGCGCGGGUGGACAAGAUCGAGGUGCGGGUGGUGCGGGGAGACGUGCAGGUGAGCUGCACGCGGCUGCGCCUCGUCCUCGCUGACGAGGAGAUGGGGGAGCUCGGCGCGGCGCCCUUCGAGGAGAGGGAGGAGCGGGCCGCCAUCGUGCUGCACCAGCUCUACUCCGCCCUCGGCAGGGCGGGAGAGCCGACUGACCAGCCGAGUGGAGACGCGUCCCCUCCUCCCUCCUCCGCCGGCGCGGCCUCCUCCGCCGCGACGAGCGACGCGGGCGACGCGGCGGACGGCGGCGGAGGCCUGCCCGCGCCGCCGCGCCGGAUGCGCAGGAAGAGCUCCUGGGUCGUCCGCGAGAAGGGGACGACCUUCCAGACCCACGCGCGCCAGCGGCCCGUCACGCCGCCGCCCAAGCGGAGGGCGGCGCCGCAGGAGGCUGCAGCGCCCUCCAGCGUGCCGCUCCGCCGCGCUGCAGACUCGCCCUCGGCCGCCCCUCCGCCCCCGUCCGCCCCGGCCGCCGCCCGGCCGCCGCGCCGCGUGACGAUGGCGGAGAGCGCGACGGCGGGCCGGCCGGUGGACCGGAAGCAAGUGCGCGAGCUGGCGGCGGUGCUCAGCCGCCGCGCGACCAGCGGCAACCUCGCGGCCGCGCCGCCUCCGCGGCCGCGCGUCGCUGCGGGCCGGCAAGCCGAGGUCAACAAGGAGCUGCGGGCGAUGCCGUCGGCGCUGCGGCAGCGGCUGCUCGCUUUCACGUGCCGCAUCCUGCCAAAGGUGCAGCUCAAGGCGGUCGAGGUCUGCUACGACCACCUCGGCCUGGCGAUGGCGAUCCCGAUCGACGUCUCCUUCGCGGAGCUGGCGCUCAUCUGGCUGCUGCUCGCCUUCCCGAACGCGCCGCGGAGGGGAGGGCUCGCGCGGCCGCUCCGCCAGGCGGGCCGGGCCUGACCGGCUUGGCGGCCCCGCGGGAGGCAGCCUUCCUUGUCGGUAGAUGUAUACACGUCUCGCCGCACGUGCAGUGUGUGUUCUGAGGCUGUUUGGGUGUACACGCAUGGUGGUCUGAUUCGACAGUGCUCGCUUUUCAAAGCAGCGGCGAGAGUGAAAGAGAGAGUGAGAGCGAGUUAUGACUUUAUUCUCUGCGAAACUAGGACCUC